AUGCCGAACACGGGCAGCGCCGUGCGGGCCCAGCAGCAGGCGCUUGCCCCUGUCGGCAUGCUGACCACAGACACGUGCCUGCGUGGGGCCACAUCCACCCUGCGAGGGGCCCACGCCGGCGCUGCCACGUGCUCCCCGCCAGCGCCCUGCUGCAGAGGCAGGCAGCAGCCUGCUCGCCUGCCACCCGCUCACCGCCCGCAUGCUCCCUGUUCCCAGCCAAUAGGAGAUGCGUACGCAGCCAGCGCCACCAAUGAGAUGUCGGCAGCGGGCGGGGCGCGGCCCGCGUUUGCCGUCACCAUGGAGACGAAGCAGCCUCUCUGCGCGCAGGGCCACGGAGCCGCGAGUGGGGCGGUGGGAGCUGAGAGUACCCCGAGAGGGGGGCCGGGGGCGCCGGGGCGCAGGGUGACUCCAACAGUCCACAUGCCUCCCAUGCUCUCUGAGGAGAAGUUGCCAUGCAUGGCUGGGAUCCAGAAUGAUGUCCUCCUACCUGCAGUGCCUAUGGAGAAGCCCCAGUGUCACAGAGAGAUAUUGAUGGCUACAACCAAGAUGCCCCAGAAGAUGUCAGCCUCGGAUGAGCUGCCUGCCAAGGUUCUGCCAGCUGUCCCCAGCACGGUGCCACCAGCUGAGGCCGAGAGGGAUUCCUGCGGGAUUGAGCUCCCUAUUGUGGUGCCUGUGUUGCCCACCUCUCUGAAGACAUCAGCAGAGCAGGCCAGUCAGUCUCUGCUCCCGGGUAGCUGCUUGAUCCACAACUGGCAAAAUGAGAGAUCCACAAACCACUUGGACACUGUGCCGGUGCUGGAACCGGGAAACAAGGGCUUCACCCACCUGCAUGGCCAUCAUGGGCUGCUGGUCCACGAGCUCCUCUCCUGGCCCACCAUGAAGGACACCUACCACCCACCACACAGGGCCCUUCUGCUGGGACGAGGGCAGCGACAGGCCAUGCUGGAGUCCAUGCUCUACCAAAAAUACAGGAAUGAGAUGCUGGAGGAGAUCUGUCCCCACCAGAUGCCCAUGGAAUCGGUUUCCACCACACACCAGGAUUACCGUGCUGAGGGCUGCCAGUUGACACCACUGCCCACCACCAAGCCCCACAACUACUGCACGGAGCAGCCUUUCAGCUUCUGGCUGGAGAAAGCCCACAGCCUGCCUGGUGUCACCAAAAUCUGCAGCAGAGACAGUCCUUUUCGGAGGAAUGCAGCCUUCUCCACUCCCAUCACUGAGUGCCUAGAACAGCCCCUAUCCUAUACACCCUGGAGCAGUCAGCUUCAGCCCCACAAGCAAUAAAAAAGGGCAUUUGGAGGAGGA
Pogoniulus pusillus (Red-fronted tinkerbird) is the source of this 1305-nucleotide messenger RNA. It is a transcript of the gene SPAG8, whose product is annotated as sperm associated antigen 8. Gene Ontology annotation, cellular component: cytoplasm; nucleus. Gene Ontology annotation, molecular function: microtubule binding. The record is from RefSeq and is a predicted model, not a curated record. NCBI's taxonomy places the organism in Eukaryota, Metazoa, Chordata, Aves, Piciformes, Lybiidae. The transcript is spliced from 8 exons. Gene Ontology annotation, biological process: positive regulation of transcription by RNA polymerase II. Bases 1 to 1284 code for a protein of 427 amino acids.